This is a messenger RNA of Balaenoptera acutorostrata (minke whale), 7704 nucleotides long. RefSeq names its product armadillo repeat containing X-linked 4 (gene ARMCX4). The transcript has 5 exons. NCBI's taxonomy places the organism in Eukaryota, Metazoa, Chordata, Mammalia, Artiodactyla, Balaenopteridae. The coding region runs from base 529 to 7365 and encodes 2278 amino acids. The record is from RefSeq and is a predicted model, not a curated record.
CGCGGGGUCCUCACGUGACCGGGAGCUGCAGAGCGACGCAGCCUUCGGUGCAGUCGUCACUCGUGUCUGGGUACCAGCUCCCCGCUGCCCUGCGAACGGCGGGCUGGCAUCGGGCCCUGGGGAAGCGGAGCAGGUCUACCCAUAGGGCGACAGUAGGGCUGUUUACCACUGAAAGCAAGGGAAAUUGGGAGACUGGCCUGGGACCGUGGAGGUUGGUCUACAGGUCUGAAAGGCUUGAGAUCACCGGAAGCAAAGAAACAAGGAGGAAAUUAUCCCUGAUAGGUAUAGACUGGUCCACAGAUCUCAUGAGUUUAUAGAUCUACUUUACGGUAUAUCUCCAAUCAAGAGAAGGAAAGAGGAGGGAACUGCCUUGAUCAUUACAGGUCCACCUCCAGUGGCAACUGUAGUGGCCUUUGAGUGGCUGAAGACCAACACCCUCACAGGCCUACGUGCAGACCUACUACCCACUUUUCCCAGCCUGAUUGAGCCCCUCUGUACCUUGUUCGUGUCUUCAGCAGGGGUGAUUACAUGGGUCGUGUUCAGGAAGUGGGCUGGGUGACCGCAGGACUGAUGAUCUGGGCUGGUGCUUGCUACUGCAUUUACAGAUUAACCAAGGGAAGAGCCCAGAGUGUGAGGAGACUUGCCAGAAAUGGGUCCAGAGUCAAGAUGGAGACUGUGGUUGGGAUACAGAACCAGACCUUGGCGAUGUGUGAAGCCAUGGUUGGGACAGAGAUUGAGACUAGACCCAAGCCCAAGACUGGAGCAGAAACUGGAGCAGGAGGUGGGGCUGGGGCGGAAGUAGAGACUAAGACCACUGCUACAGCCAGAAUCAAAACCAACUCUCAAGCCAAGGCAAUGGCUGAGGCAGAGACAGAGACCCAAUCUGAGGCCAAAACAGUGGCUGGAACAGUGGUCAUAACAGAGGCUGUGAUUCUGACUGAGGCCAAAGCCAGUGAAGUGGCCAUGAAAGAAGCAGUGACCCAAACUAACUCUGAGUCUGGGAGACUAGUCAAGAAAGAGGCAGUGACCCAGACCAAGGCUAAAGCUUGGGCACUUGGUGCUAGGGCAGAGACCAAGAAAGAAGCAAUGACCCAGACCAAAGCAGAAACUCGUAUAUUGGCUGAAAAAGAGACAGACAUGAACAGAGUGAUGGUGACACAGAAUGAGGCCUUGGCAGUAAUCAGGGAAGUGGCCAAGAUGGGUGCCAUAAGCAAGACUGGAAAUGUGGCUGAGACCAAGUUGAGAGCCCUGGAAGAGACUGUGAGUGUGGCCAAGACUCAGUCUGAGGCCAGGUCUGGUACCUCAGUUGAGGCUAAGGGAAAUCAUAACACCAAGUCCAAGGCAGAAGCUGGAGCAGACAUGAAGUCCUGUGCACUGUCUCAGGCUGUGGCCAAGAUCCAGGUUGACGACAUGCUUGGUACUGGGGUUGAGGCCAAGGGGAAUUGCAAAACCGCGUCUCAGGCUGGGUCUGUGGCAGAUAUGAGGGCUUCUGCUCAGCCUCAGAUUGUAGCCAAGGCCCAGACUGAGGCCGUGCCUGGGGCAAUGGUUGAUGCUGGGGUUAAUACCAAUGCCAUGUGUGAGGCAGGGGUGGGGGCAGGUACAAGUGCUUCUACACAAUCUCAGACUGUGACCAAGAAACAGGAUGAGACAGUGUCUGCUGCCAGGGUUGAUGAUAGGGGAAAUAACAAUGUCACAUCUAGGGCAAUGACUGGAGCUGACACGAGGGCUGCCGCUCAGCCUCAAGCUGUAGCCGGUGCUCAGACUGAGGCUAUGCCUGAUGCCAGGGGUAAGGGUAGAGGCAAUUCCAAUGCCGUAUCUAAGGUGGGGGUUGGGACAGACACUGAGUCCUAUACACAGCCUCAGCCUAAGGCCAAUGUCCAGGCUGAUGCCUUGCCUGAUGACAGGAUUAAGGCUCAGGGCAAUGCCAACACCAAGCCUAAAGAAGAGGCUGGGACAGACACAAAGGCACAGUCUCAGACUUCCACUAAGAGCCAGGUUGAGGCUCUACCUAGUACCAGAGGUAAAGCUAGGGGCAAAGCCAAAGGCAAGUGUAAGGCAGGGGUCGGAGCAGACAUGAAAACCUGUGCACAGCCUCAAGCUGGGGUCAAGGCCCAAGCUGAUGUUUUCCCUGAUUCCAGGAUUGAUGGCAGGGGUGAUCCUGAUACCAUUUCUGGGGCAGGGGCUAAGGCAGAACUGAGGGCCUGUGCUCAGCCUCAGGAAAUGGCCAGUUCCCAGGGCGAGGCCUUGCCUGGUGCCAAGAAGAAGGUCCAGGACAAUCCCAAUGCUGUGUCUAAGUCAGGGGCUGGGCCACAGGCAAAGAGCUCUGCACAGCCCCAGGCUAUGGCCAAUACCCAGGGGGAAGCCUUGCCUGGUGUCAAGAAUAAAGUCCGGGGCAAUCCCAAUGCUGUGUCUAAGGCAGGUACUGGGCCAGAUACAAAGGGCUCUGCCCAGCCUGAAACAGAUACAACAAGCCCUGCUCAGCCCCAGGCUGUGGCCAAUUCUCAGGGUGAGGCCUUGUGUGGUACUAAGAAUAAGGUCCGGGGCAAUCCCAAUGCUGUGUGUAAAGCAGGGACUGGACCAGAUACAAAGAACUCUGCCCAGCCCCAAGCUGUGGCCAAUUCCCAAGGUGAGACUUUGCCUGGUGUCAAGAUUAAAGUCAGGGGCAAUCCCAAUGCUGUGUCUAAGGCGGGGGCUGGGCCAGAUACAAAGGGCUCUGCCCAGCCUCAAACAGAUACAACAGGCUCUGCUCAGCCCCAGGCUGCGGUCAGUUCUCAGGGUGAAGACUCACCUGGUACUAAGAAUAAGGUCCGGGGCAAUCCCAAUGCUGUGUCUAAAGCAGGGUCUGGGCCAGAUACAACGUGUUCUGCCCAGCCUCAAACAGAUACAACAAACACUGUCCAGCCCCAAGCGGUGGCCAAUUCUCAGGGUGAGGUCUUGCCUGCUGCCAAGAAUAAGGUCAGGGGUAAUCCCAAUGCUGUGUCUAAGGGAGGGUCUGGGCCAGAUACAAAGGGCUCUGCCCAGCCCCAGGCUGCAGCCAAUUCCCAAGGUGAGACCUUAUAUGGUACUAAGAAUAAGGUCCGGGGCAAUCCCAAUGCUGUGUCUAAGGGAGGGUCUAAGACAGAUACGAAGGGCUCUGCUCAGCCCCAGGCUGCAGCCACUUCCCUGGGUGAGGCCUUGUGUGGUACUAAGAAUAAGGUCCGGGGCAAUCCCAGUGCUGUGUCUAAGGCAGGGGCUGGGCCAGAUACAGCAGACUCUGCCCAGCCUCAGACAGAUACAACAGGCUCUACUCAGCCCCAGGCUGUGGCCAGUUCCCAGGGUGACGCCUUGCUUGGUGCCAGGAGUAAGGUCAAGGGCAAUCCCAAUGCUGUGUCUAAAGCAGGGACUGGACCAGGUACAACAGGCUCUGCCCCACCCCAGGCUGUGGCCAAUUCCCAGGGUGAGGGCUUGCUUGGUGCCAGGAGUAAGGUUAGGGGCAAUCGUGUUGCUGAGUCUAAGGUAGAGGCUGGAGCAGGUACGAUGGGCUCUGGCCAGCGUCAGUCUGUAGCCCAUUCCCAGAGUAAGACCUCGUCUGGGGCAAAGGACAAGGCUAUGCGUAAGUCUGAGGCAGAAGCCACAGGAGAUGUCUCUGUAAAGCCCAAGGCUAAGGCCACGCCCACUUCUGAGAGUGAGGGUGGGGCAGGCACUCAGGCCUGCAAAAAGUCUCAGCCUAAUGUCCAUGACUACUACUGGAAUGGGAUUGGUGUUGAGGACUGGAUUGCUUCUGAGCGAUGGAUCAAAUUUAGGUUUCAGGCUAGGGAUGGAUACUGGGAGAAUAGCAUGUCCUGGGCUGAUGAUGAGAAUGAAGCCAAUGUUGAAUCCUGGAGUGCGACUAGGGGUGAGAAUGAGGUUGGUAUUCAGUCCUGGGCUGGAGCUGGGGACCAGGCCAGUGGAGGGCUCUGGGCUGGGAGUCACGCCAGUGAACAGUCCUGGGCUGCGGGCCAGGCCAGUGGGGGUUACUGGGUAGAGGCUGGGGACAAGGCUGUUGGAGGGUCCUGGACUGUGGCUGAGAACCAGGCUAGUGGGGCUUCUUGGGCUGGCACUGGGAACCAGGCUGUUGUGGUGCCCUGGACUGGAGCUCAGGCCAGUGAGAGUUCCUGGGCUGGGGGCCAGGCCAGUGGGGUAUCCUGGACUGGGGGAGAGGCCAUUGGAGUGUCCUGGACUGUGGUUGAGAACCAGGCCAAUGGAGCAUCCUGGGCUGGGGCUGAGGCACAGGCCAGUGGAAGGUCCCAGGAUGGGGCUGGGAUUCAGGCUAAUGGAGGGUCCUGGGCUCAGGCUACGGCUGGGAAUGUGGUUAACAUUGGGUACUGGGCUGUGGCUGUGGACCAGGCUACUGGAGGGUCCUGGAUUCUGACUAGUGAUCUGUCUGGCGGUGCGUCCUGGGUUGGGACUAGUGAUUUGUCUGGUGGUGGAUCCAAGCCUAGACUUGAGGAUCAGACCAAUAAAAAUGUGUCCUGGGCUGGAGCUGGGCUGGGGCCUGAAAACCAGUCCAGGGGAAGGGCCUGGGCUGACACUGCGGACCAAGCCAGUGGAGGGUCUGGGCUAGGGCUUGUGGAUCAGUCCAGUGGUGGGUCCUGGGUUACGGCUGGAGAACAGCCCAAUAGAGGGUCUAGGCCAGGGUUUGCAGACCAGUCCAGUGUUGGGUCCUGGGCUGGCACUGGGAACCAGGCCAGUGAAGGAUUCUUGGUGGGGGUCGUGGAUCAGGCCAGUGGGGGUCCUUGGACUGGGACUGGUGAUCAGUCUGGUGGUGGGUCCAAGCCUGGAUUUAAGGAUCAGGUCAGUGAAGAAGGGUCUUUGGCUGGGGCUGGUAGCCAGGCUGGUGGAGGGACUAGGUCGGGGCCUGAGGACCAGUCCAGUGGAGGGUCUUGGGCUGACUCUGGGGACCAAGCCAGUGGAGGUUUCUUGGUUGGGGCUGUGGACCAGGCCAAUGAAGGGUCCUGGAUUGGACCUGGGCAUCAGGCUGGUGGUGAGGCAAAGCCUAGAUAUGAGGAUCAGGCCAAAUCUGGAAGAGUGUCUUGGGCUGACAGUGGGGGCCAGGCGAGUGGAGGGUCUACACUGGGGCCCAGGGACCAGUCCGUUGGAGAUUCCUGGGCUGGCAUUGGGGACCAGGCCAGUGGAGGAUCCAGGCCGGUGCUCAAGGAUCAGUCCACUGGAUGGUUCUAUGCUUGCAGUGGGAGUCAGGCCAAUACAGGAGGGUCCUGGGGUGGGGCUAGUGGCCAGGCCAUUGGAGGGCCCAUGAACCAGUCCAGUGGUGGGUCCUGGGCUGAUACUGGGAGUCAGGUCAGUGGAGGGUCUUGGGCUGGGGCUGGGGAUCAGGCUGGUAGCUGUUCCAAACCUGGAUUUGAGGAUCAGGCCAGUGGAGGAGCGUUCUGGUCUGGUGCUCAGGACCAGGCCAUUGGAGGGUCUAGUCCAGGGCUUGCAGACCAGCCCAGUGGUGGGUCCUGGGUUGGCACUGGGAGUCAGGCCAGUGGAAGGUCCUGGAUUGUGGCUGGGGAUCAAGCUGGUAGCUGUUCCAAAGCUGGGUUUGAGGAUCAGGCCAGUGGAGGAGGCUCCUGGGCUGGCACUGGGGAUCAGGCUUGUGGAAAAUCCUGGGCUGGGUCUAAGCCUGGGAAUGAGGCCAGUAGAGGGUCUAGCCUGGGGCCUGAAGAGCAGGCAAGUGGAGGGUCCUGGGCUAGGCCUGGAGACCAGACCAGUAGAAGGUCUCAGGUGAGUGCUGGGACAGAGGCCAGUGAAGGAUCCUGGUUUGGGGCUGGGAGUGAGGCUAGUACAGGGUCUUGGUUCUGGAGAGGAGAAGAAGCUGGUAUUGUGUCUAGUCCUGGAGAUAAAAAUGAGGCCAGUAUUGAAUCCAGCUCAGUGGUUAGGGAAGAGGCUGUCAUUAGUUCUAGAUUUGGGGCUGAGAACAAAAACGGUAUUGGGUCCUGGAUCAGAUCUGAUGAGGCUGCCUGUAUGGGUUCCUGUGUGGGGUCUGAGGCUGGGGCUGGGGUUGGGGCUGAGGUCAGGCAGGAGUCUUGGCUCUGGGAUGGAGAUGCAGCUACUACAGGGUCUAGGCUUGGGGUUGAGGAAGAGGCUGGCAUGGGGUCCUGGACUUUGGCUGGGGAUGUAGAUGAGGAUGAGCUAAGUAGUGCAUCCAGCCCUGAUAUUGAGGAGAUAAGUUUAAGGUCCUUGUUUUGGGCUGAGAGUGAGAACAAUAAUGCAUUCAGAUCUAAGCGUGAGAAGGAUGUCAAUUUUGAGCGUAGGGCUGGAGAUAAGGCCAGCACCAAAGACAAGCUUGAAGCUGCUGGUGGAGUCGAUGUAAAGUCUUGUUUCUGGGAUGGUAAUGAAAACAGAAGUGAGGAUAAAUCUGCACCUAAGACUAAAGCCAAAAAGUCAGCUGAAUCAAGAGUCACAUAUCCAUCCAUGGUCCCUGGGGCAGGAAUGGGGUCAUGGGCCGGAGCCAUGAUCUGGACAGAAAUGAAAUUUCCAUACCAAAAUGAGUCCUGCUUCCCACCUGAAGAUGAGCUCAGAAAGCAGAUCAGGUCUGGGGAGAAAACUCAGCCUUGGGCCUGCCGCUGUAGACGUGAAACUAAUAUGGAUCCACGAGAGCUUGAAAAACUCAUUUGCAUGAUUGAGAUGACUGAAGAUCCUUCUAUUCAUGAAAUAGCCAAUAAUGCUCUGUAUAACAGUCGUGAUUACCCAUUUUCCCAUGAAGUCAUUCGUAAUGCAGGUAGAAUCUCAAUUAUUGAAGGCUUGCUCAAUAAUCCCUACCCCAGUGUUAGGCAGAAGGCUUUAAAUGCACUGAAUAACAUCUCGGUGGCUGCUGAAAAUCAUAGGAAGGUUAAAACAUACUUAAACCAAGUAUGUGAAGACACCAUCACCUAUCCCUUGAAUUCAAAUGUGCAGCUGGCUGGAUUGAGAUUGAUAAAGCACCUGACUAUUAUUAGUGAAUAUCAGCAUAUGGUUACAAAUUACAUUUCAGAAUUUCUUCGUUUGUUAACUGUGGGAAGUGGAGAAACUAAAGACCAUAUUUUGGGAAUGCUUUUAAAUUUCUCUAAAAAUCCAUCUAUGACAAAAGACUUGCUCAUUGCCAAUGCACCGGCAUCACUGAUUAAUAUCUUUAGCAAGAAAGAGACAAAGGAAAAUAUUCUUAAUGCUCUUUCACUAUUUGAAAAUAUAAAUUACCAUUUUAAAAGAAGAGCAAAAGUAUUUACCCAGGACAAGUUCAGUAAAAAUUCCCUUUAUUUCAUAUUCCAACGACCUAAAGCAUGUGCCAAGAAACUUCGAGUCUUAGCAGCAGAAUACAAUGACCCUGAGGUGAAAGAAAGAGUUGAGCUAUUAUUAAGUAAACUCUGAUUAGUUGUAAUUUUCCAAACAAAUUUGAGUAAUAUUUUGGUUUUGCAGCCUGGAAGUAAUGCACAUUGUAAAUUGCAUUAUAAUUUCUAAAGUGAUGUUGCUUAUGAUGGUCGUUAGCUGGACCAUUUUAUGAACACCAAAUGAAUUCAAUCUUGUACUGAAAAUACAUGUGUUGAUUUUUACCUUGUCUGGAUUGAGAUAUUUUUGGUAUGCUUCAUGAGCAGAAACUGAACUGAUUCUUCAUAAGUAAGGUAAUCUUUGGUCCUUUGUGUGGACUUAUGUUUAUACAUUUGAGACUUUAUUUUUAUGUCAUCAAUAAAGUUGUGUGUUUUAAGCAGA